Colletotrichum orchidophilum is the source of this 429-nucleotide messenger RNA. RefSeq lists its product as uncharacterized. NCBI's taxonomy places the organism in Eukaryota, Fungi, Ascomycota, Sordariomycetes, Glomerellales, Glomerellaceae. The coding region runs from base 1 to 429 and encodes 142 amino acids. The transcript has a single exon. The record is from RefSeq and is a predicted model, not a curated record.
AUGGCAUCCCAAGCUCUCCGCUCCCUCAACCUCCGUGCAGCGGCCGCCGCCGCCGUCGCCCGCACGCCAUUCCGAGCUACUUCAAUCCCCAUGACCGCAACGCGGCGCACACUCACCGGAUCGGCGGCGAGGAGGCUCGCGUAUAAGGACACCCAGGACCGCGAGUCCCUGAACCCCAGCUCUAACGAGGGGACCAGGACGGGCCGCGAUUCGGAGGUGGCGCACGAGAAGAAGGCGUUUGACCCGUCGACGACGCAGCCCAAGGGAGAGAAGAAAGAGGACAGCGGCACGCUCGACGUCUCUGGCGCGAACCAGGCUGUUUCGAAGCCGCAGGGAGAUAACCCGGGAAAGGAGGGCGCCGGCAAGGAGACGAGGAAGGUGGGGAGUAGCAGUGGUGCUGGGAGCGCGCCCAAGGCUGGUAGAGCGUGA